UCCUGCUGCAGUGCGGGUCCCAUUCGGAACUCUCACUCUGCUGGUGGGGACCACAGACCACGUCGGAGGUGUAAUUUGUGUGGGCGAAGGAGCCUGCAGUGUUCUGCGAGCUGUGUGUGUGCGUGCGGAAGGGGUGAGGAGGUCGAGGAGGGAGGUGGAAGUGUGGUGGGCCGGUGGGGGAUGACAGGGUGGGUCGGCGUUGGAGCGGGUGGUGGUUUGGCGGUCCGGUGCGAGAGCGCGGCGAUGGCGGUGAGAUGUGAAAGCGCGGCUAUGGCGGCGCUAAGAUGUGAAAGCGCGGGAAUGGGUGCUCUCAGCGGUGUUGAGAGCGUCAGUUCGACGGUGACUAGACAAGUUGGGGGCCGACGGGAUGGGGUGUGGGCAUGGAGGAGGUCCGGAUAUGGUGGAGGCGAUGGCGGUGCAGGUGAAGGAGAGAGGGAAUGGAGGAGGAGAAGGUUCGGCGUUGGCGGCGGGAAGAUGUGGAGUGAGUGCAGGGCGGGGGAGGAGGUGAUGAGGGCGUCCACGCGGAGACGGCAAGUUUUGGCGGGAACGAUGAAGAGGUCGAUGAUUAGGUCAUCCAGCCUGAUGACGUGGGAUCGAGCCUCUCAUCUGGAGGACAACAAUGCGCUAACGAGCUGCAGCAGCUGUGGGGGGCCAUCUAGCGCGGCGCGGCGGCUGAUGACCUGGAGCGGGCCGCAGAAGUGGAUAAGGUUGGUGGCCAGUUUUGGCGGGAAAAAGACUGUUAGGAGGAGAGGGGCGGGAGCUGUCGUCCUCUGCAGCAAUGCAGCAUCGGGAUCUGCGGCAGGGUGGCCUCAAGACGCAUCGGGUUCGGGUUUCGGUUCAGGUUCAGGUUCAGCUUCGGCUUCGAGCGGCGGCGAUGACAAUCAGCAGCAGCAGGAGGAGGAGGAGGAGGUGGUUAAUCCCUAUGCUGUAUUGGGUGUGAAUCCGCUGUCAACAUUCGAUGCGGUGAAGAUGAAGUACAAGAAGCUAAUUACGGAAGCAGAGAAAAGGGGUGACGUGGCAGCUAUGGAGAGAGUGGAGCGCGCAUACGACAAAAUUAUGAUGAGCCAGCUCAGCAAGAGGAAGAUGGGAGUGUCCUUCGGCUCUUUAGAAGUCUCCGACGACGUUAAGUACGCCGAUCGUCAGUCUAGGUUCCCCUGGGCCCCCAAAUACGCUAAGGCCAAGAAAAGGGAUAUUGUAAUUAAUGGGGUCAUUGCCGGGUUAAUGGUGUUGUGGGCCCUAAAUGAUCCCAGGGCACUUCAACGCCCUGUGCAGUACAUGUCCCUCGUCUUCAUGUUUAGGGUUCAUCAGAAGCUAAGGGAAUUUUAUCCGCCUCCAGAGGACAGAGAGAAGAAGAGGGCGGUGGACAUGAAACGUCUGGUUCGUACCCUGGGUUUGGUCCUUGGAACCCUAAUAGUAUCCGUAUUACUGGUCUGGUUCAUCCCUCUCUCUCUCAGCGAUCUGUCCCUCUUCUACGCGCCAUCGUCGGCAGCGCAAGCGCAGGCCAGAGACGCCGCUCUUGUGUCGGGGGGUUUGCUCUUCACCAUUGCAUCAUACUACCGCUGAGAAUAUGAUGAUGUCAUGGUAAAAAAAAAAAAGGAAAAAAAAGAGAAAAAAGAAAAAGAAUGUGAUGUCAUCUGAUGGGAUCUGAUCUUUUGUCUUGGCUCUAUUUUCGGUUUUUCGUGAGGAUUUGUUCUCUCUCUCUCUCUCCCUCUGUGUGGUUCCCUUUCUUUUUCCCUGUGCUGUUCUUCGAAUUUCUUCCUUUCUGUGCAGGAAUUUCAAGAGAUUUUUUUUUGAUUUUUUUUUUGUGCAUAGGUUGUACCUUCCAUUACCAAAGGGAAAAGAAAAAGUAUUGAUGGGUUGGUGAAAAAAAAUAAAAAAAUUGUAUAGAUUGGUUGGUGGAAGUAGUAAAUAAAUUGUUCAGAGUGGU
This is a messenger RNA of Chara braunii, 1927 nucleotides long. NCBI's taxonomy places the organism in Eukaryota, Viridiplantae, Streptophyta, Charophyceae, Charales, Characeae. The record is from the annotation of a GenBank genome assembly.